Molecule: messenger RNA, 1396 nt
Organism: Amorphotheca resinae ATCC 22711
Lineage: Eukaryota; Fungi; Ascomycota; Leotiomycetes; Helotiales; Amorphothecaceae
Product: glycoside hydrolase family 76 protein
Exons: 3
Coding region: 173-1252 (359 amino acids)
Biological process (GO): carbohydrate metabolic process
Source: RefSeq, a predicted model, not a curated record
GGAAUUCCUUAGCCUGGAGCGGGAGGGAAUGUCUACCUACUGUUGUGACCUGUAUAUAAGUAUAUAGGUAUCUUGAGCAAGCUGCUUGGUACUUUUCCUCCAGGGCUUUCAUUCUCUACCAUCUCAACCCCCUCCAUUCUUUGGUCAUCAAGUCAUUCUUUGUUUAUUCACCAUGACUCGAUUGUUAUCAGUUGCCGCUGUUCUCUCUCUCGCGUUGCGUGCCUCUGCCGGCGCCGACUCAUAUCAAGUAAAUGCCAUCUGUACUUGUGAUCAGUUGAUGCGUUGGUAUGAUUGGAACAACGGUAUCUGGGGUAGUUCCUGGUGGGAGUCGGCCAUGAUGAUGUCUGCUCUCGCCGACCUCUCGGCCACGGACUCAAGCUAUAACGGAACAUACUUCAACGUCUACGCCAAUACCUUCACCAAUGCUCCCAAAACGCAAGGCCACACGAACUUCUUGAAUAAUUUCUAUGACGAUGAGGGAUGGUGGGGUAUCGCGUGGCUUAACAUCUAUGAUCUCACCCAGAACCCCAACUACCUAAACAUGGCCAAAACCAUCUUCAAUGACAUGCACGGCGGCUGGACGACACCCUGCGGAGGCGGGAUCUAUUGGGAGAAGGGCCAGCCUUACAUCGCCUCCAUUGCCAACGAACUGUACAUCCAACUGGCUGCAGGACUCGCCAACCGCGUGCCCAGCCAGAAGUCGACGUAUCUCGGCUAUGCCACAGCCGGCUGGGACUGGUUCUUCAGCAUCGACGUCGUCAACGCGGAUAAUUUCAUUGUCGAUGGUGUUGACGGUAAUACGUGCAAGUCCACUGGAAGUACCUACACCUACAACCAGGGUGUCAUCCUCGGCGCUGCAGCAGAGCUAUACGAAGCGACCGGCAACGGUACCUACCUAGACCUAGCGAGUAAAAUCGCGGAUGCCGUGACGACGAAGGGCUCACAAUUUUUGAACCCCAACGGCAUCCUGAUGGACGGCUGCGAUAAGACGGCCUCGUGCAGCGGCAAUGGCGAGGAAUUUAAGGGUCCCUUCGUCCGCAAUCUGCGCAAGCUGUACAGAUGGGUCGUUUCCCCCACGUGGCGCGACUUCCUCGAGACCAAUGCCCAAUCCAUCUGGAACAACGCCCUGAAUGACACAAACAGCCAAUGCUUCGUCGGCGACUACUGGGCUGGCCCCUACAAGACCGCUGACGCUAUCUCCAACGGCAUCGCCCUUGACGCUCUCAACGCCGCUCUUUACGCUACCUCGUGAGCGCGCCCCAACUCGCUCACCCACGUACAAUCUUUUCCUUCGUGCACUUAAAUACGCGGCUACCCCACAGCUAUCAACUAUAUAAUUGAGGAAUGGCCGCCCCCAGAACCUUAUUACUUGCGUGUUCAUACCACGAGUUCGUCC